GGCAACCUAGGCUCUAGUACAUCCUGGUUGGGAACCUGGGCUCUAGUACCUCCUGUUUGGGAACCCGGGCUCUCGUACAUCCUGGUUGGCAACUUAGGCUCUAGUACAUCCUGGUUGGGAACCUGGGCUCUAGUACCUCCUGGUUGGGAACCUGGGCUCGAGUACAUCCUGGUUGGCAACCUAGGCCCUAGUACAUCCUGGUUGGGAACCUAG
Molecule: messenger RNA, 213 nt
Organism: Lottia gigantea (owl limpet)
Lineage: Eukaryota; Metazoa; Mollusca; Gastropoda; Lottiidae
Exons: 1
Source: RefSeq, a predicted model, not a curated record